This is a messenger RNA of Aethina tumida (small hive beetle), 448 nucleotides long. RefSeq names its product flexible cuticle protein 12. The transcript is spliced from 3 exons. NCBI's taxonomy places the organism in Eukaryota, Metazoa, Arthropoda, Insecta, Coleoptera, Nitidulidae. Bases 97 to 420 code for a protein of 107 amino acids. Gene Ontology annotation, molecular function: structural constituent of chitin-based larval cuticle. The record is from RefSeq and is a predicted model, not a curated record. Gene Ontology annotation, cellular component: chitin-based extracellular matrix.
UAGAAAUUCGGUGGGAUGUCACUAAGUAUAAAUUUGGAAACAGAUCAUCUACUGAUUUAAUUGUUAUAGAUCCAUCAUCAACAACAACACAACAACAUGAAAGUGGUAAUUGCUUUGUUCGCCCUUCUUGCUGUGGCUUCAGCCACCCCAAUCAACCCAGAAGCCUCCGCAGUGGUUGUGCGCAGCGAUCUCGACAACAUCGGAGUCGGUCCCUUCAGAUAUGCCUACGAAACCAGCAAUGGAAUCGCAGCUGAAGAACAAGGACAAAUCAUUAACGCCAACACUGAUGCCGAGUCGAUUGCUGUUCGUGGUCAGUUUCAGUAUGUAGGACCUGAUGGUGUUUUGUACCGUGUUACCUACAUCGCCGACGAAAACGGUUUUCAACCACAAGGUGCCCAUUUGCCAGUGGCCCCACAAUAAAUUAAUUUAAUAAAAAUAUAAAAAACUA